Molecule: messenger RNA, 418 nt
Organism: Paramecium primaurelia
Lineage: Eukaryota; Ciliophora; Oligohymenophorea; Peniculida; Parameciidae
Source: the annotation of a GenBank genome assembly
AUGUUAUUAAGAAAAUUAGCAUUACUUUAUGAAUUCUGUUAAUAGUCUGCAAGACAAUGUUUUUAAUUUUUACAAUAAGAUCCUAUUGAACAAUCAGGAUAGAUUUCAACUUUAUAUUAAUAAGCAAAUAAAGAUGAAUAAUAAUUGAAGAAAUAAUCAUUAUAAUAAGAUUAUGGAGAUUUAGAAGAUUAAGAUGGAGAUCAUGUAAUAAUUAAAUUUUAUAUAGCAUUUAAUAGAAUAAGAGAAUCCUUUUGAAAAGUUGAAACCUACCUUAAAUUUCUAAAACUCUAUUCCACAAUAAAAUAAUAAUAAUUAAAAGGAGCAAAUAAAAUAUGAUGAAGAAAUGGUUGAAAUUCAUUAAAAUAGUAAUUGGAAUAAUCAUGAAUUAGAUUAAGAGAAUGAACAUAUUGAAUUAUGA